AUGGCAGAAGCUGAGCGUAAUAAGAAAAUUCAACUAAACAGGCUCAAGGCCAAGCAAGCGUUGAAAGAACGCGACAGAUCGACCAACAAGUCACGCGAGCUGAAUGGCAACAACAAGCGCAAUUUGAAGCAGGUUGAAGGGCAUGACGAUAGUGUGGCAAGCAAGUCGAGGCGAAAUGCAGCCACCGAAGACUCAAACGACUCCACCUCUCCACUACGCAGAGACCCACGACUUGGCCAAUACUACGAGUACGAUCUAUCCAAGAUGCGUAACUCCAAAGGUGGUUUCCUCAUCGAAGACGAUCACGGUUUGGGCGAGAAGACGGAGAAUGAAAUGCGUAAAGAGAAGCAGCGUGAACUUGAACGCACUCUAGCUGCAUCCUAUGAGCCUGGCUUGAAAAUAGACCUGAACGCGAACCCUAAAUGCAAAUUAUGCGACAGUAUCGAGAUUGAUCGACAAAUUUUCACCUCAUUUGGCAUCAGUGUUUGUCAUAAAUGCAAGCAAUCCCAUCCAGAUAAGUUCAGUUUACUAACAAAGACGGAGUGUAAGGAAGAUUACCUCCUCACCGAUUCUGAACUACGGGACGCGGAUGUCAUGCCUCAUCUCCUCAAACGCAAUCCACACCGCGCGUCGUGGAACAACAUGAUGCUCUUUCUACGUGAGCAGGUCGAAGAGUUCGCUUACGCCAAAUGGAAUGGUCCAAAAGGUCUUGAUGAGGAGUGGGAGAGACGCGAACAACUCAAACACAACAAAAAAGGAAAGAAGUUUCAGGAUUCUCUCAACGAUCUCAGGCGAAGGACAAAGAACAACGUCUGGCAGCAGCGACAAGAUGCUCAGCAUGUGCAUGACUGGUCCACCCAAACUGAUAAGCAGGUUUGUUCUGUGUGUGGUCUGCAAGUUGAUACAGAGAGUUUCUAA
Molecule: messenger RNA, 918 nt
Organism: Wallemia ichthyophaga EXF-994
Lineage: Eukaryota; Fungi; Basidiomycota; Wallemiomycetes; Wallemiales; Wallemiaceae
Product: DNA repair protein RAD14
Exons: 1
Coding region: 1-918 (305 amino acids)
Biological process (GO): UV-damage excision repair; base-excision repair; nucleotide-excision repair, DNA damage recognition
Cellular component (GO): nucleotide-excision repair factor 1 complex
Molecular function (GO): damaged DNA binding
Source: RefSeq, a predicted model, not a curated record